This is a messenger RNA of Cottoperca gobio, 1261 nucleotides long. RefSeq names its product phosducin-like 3 (gene pdcl3). NCBI's taxonomy places the organism in Eukaryota, Metazoa, Chordata, Actinopteri, Perciformes, Bovichtidae. Gene Ontology annotation, molecular function: vascular endothelial growth factor receptor 2 binding; protein folding chaperone. Gene Ontology annotation, cellular component: cytoplasm. The coding region runs from base 142 to 855 and encodes 237 amino acids. Gene Ontology annotation, biological process: angiogenesis; positive regulation of gene expression; protein folding. The transcript is spliced from 6 exons. The record is from RefSeq and is a predicted model, not a curated record.
UAAUCCUUGAAGUAUUGUGUGCUUAUUUGACAGUCAUAGCUUUUUGUUUUUGCCGGAAUCGGUCCGUCAACGGUCCUUUCUGUUUCCGUGUCUGGGUAGAGAGUAGUGGUGUGAUUUCAGAGGAAGCUUUUAUUUUUCAAAAUGCAGGAUCCAAACGAAGACACCGAGUGGAAUGAUAUCCUGAGGAAGAAAGGCAUUCUUCCUCCCAAAGAGGUGUCCAAAGAUGAUGAAGAGGAGGAGCUGGCCCUCCAGCAGCUGUCUAUCGUUAAAACGUACGAGGGCAUGACACUGGAAAAUCUGGAGGAGAACGAAGAUGAGUUUGGUGACGAGGAUGAGGCCGCCAUUGAAAUGUACAGACAGAAGCGACUUGCUGAGUGGAAGGCGACUCAGGUGAAGAACGUGUUUGGGGAAAUGGUGGAAAUCUCAGGGCAGGACUACAUCAACGAGGUCAACAAGGCAGGAGACGACAUCUGGGUGGUGCUGCACCUCUACAAACAGGGCCUCCCUCUGUGCACUCUCAUCAACCAGCAUCUGAAUAUAUUGGCCAGGAAGUUCCCCCAGACCAAGUUCCUCAAGUCCAUCUCCACCACCUGCAUCCCCAACUACCCCGACCGCAACCUGCCCACCAUCUUCGUCUAUUUCGAGGGAGAGAUGAAGGCCCAGUUCAUUGGCCCGCUGGUCUUCGGGGGCAUGAACCUCAAAGUUGAAGAGCUGGAGUGGAGGUUAUCGGAAUCUGGGGCUGUGAAGACGGACCUGGAGGAAAACCCCAAGAAGCAAAUCGAAGACAAGUUGAUGUCAUCGAUCAGAAGUUCGCUUCCUACACGAAAGAACGAUGACUCUGAGGACGACGACUAAUAGAAACGUCCAUCGCUGCAGAUCAGAAACGCUGUGUUGGAAACACUCGGAGGACGUUUGAGCAGGGACGGAGAGGGGACAGCAUCUCCUUUAUCUGCAUAUACAUUUAAUAUUUUAACCAUGUGGGUGGCUGUUCUCAACUCAAUUCUGCUCAAGGGAACUCGGCUGGACCUGUGACCUUGGUCCUCAAGCACCCAGCCUCCUGUACAUUUCUGUGGGGGGGGGAACGGAACAACAAUCACUCUUUUGUAAUCUGAAUAAACAUCCGAUCAAUCAAUCUUUACAAAAGCAGCAAAGACAAAUUGUAACUUUUUUUUAUUACGUUUCUUGAUAAUUAUGUCAUAAAAUGUUUCUGUGCAUUUAAAUCUGUUGCAUUAAAUGUGAGUUCACCUCUUUGCCACAAUCA